This is a messenger RNA of Acaulospora morrowiae, 375 nucleotides long. The record is from the annotation of a GenBank genome assembly. NCBI's taxonomy places the organism in Eukaryota, Fungi, Glomeromycota, Glomeromycetes, Diversisporales, Acaulosporaceae.
AUGAUUGGUCAUAGAUUGGGGCCUGUUUCAACGAUAUUUUUUGAUACCGUUAGGAAAUUACAAAUAGCUCGAAAUCUUGACACCGAUAUAUGCUACAAAACACGAACUUUAUUAGAAGAAAAUGGUAAACUCGAAGAUAUCAAUGAGGAAAAAAAUGCGUUGCGUUUUAGUACCGAAGAUGAAAACCUAGGAAAAGCGGUUACUGAUAACACCAAGACAGCAUUUUACAACAUGAAACCCGUUGCUAUGCCAAUUUUAGGAGUAACCUCUGAAAAAUUUGAUGAAAUGGUUGAAACGUGUGCUAAAGAGUUGGAAGAUAAUAAAAGUUAUCACGAAGUAGUUCGUGUUUAUGGGCGUAAGAAGGGAACAGUUUGA